Molecule: messenger RNA, 2129 nt
Organism: Ctenopharyngodon idella (grass carp)
Lineage: Eukaryota; Metazoa; Chordata; Actinopteri; Cypriniformes; Xenocyprididae
Gene: entpd2b
Product: ectonucleoside triphosphate diphosphohydrolase 2b
Exons: 10
Coding region: 243-1751 (502 amino acids)
Biological process (GO): nucleoside diphosphate catabolic process
Cellular component (GO): plasma membrane
Molecular function (GO): GDP phosphatase activity; UDP phosphatase activity
Source: RefSeq, a predicted model, not a curated record
UUUGGAAUACUUCCUCAUUCAACAAAGAUAAAAAAAAAAAAGAUAAUUAGUGCAUGACGUGCUGUGCUUCUACUCUAAUCUACAACAAUCUACAGUUUGUUCAGUUAAUGAACUUGAGCGGUUGAAAAGAUAAAUGGGGAUUAUAGAGAAGUCUGGACUCUUGUGAAGGAAAAGGCUGGGUGGAGGGGUUGCCCUUCCUCCUUUGCCAUCAGAAUUGCACCAGGCAGACCCCAACUCUACUGAUGGAUAAACUGUUUGUUAAGUUUGUUGCCUCAGGAACGCUCCUUCUGUUUGGAAUUGUGUCCAUUCUACUCCUAACUGUACCUAUACAUGAACUGAGAGAGCCUCCGCAGUACAUGUAUGGGAUUGUGCUGGAUGCUGGCUCCUCACAUACUGCCUUGUACACCUACAGAUGGCCAGCGGACAAGUUAAAUGGCACAGGCGUGGUUGCCCAGCACAGCGAGUGUCAUGUCAAAGGAGAAGGGAUCUCAGCUUAUGCUGGUCAGCAGGGUGCAGCAGGCCGUAGCCUCGAGGCAUGCUUGAAGCAGGCCAUGCGGGACAUUCCCCCAGAAAGACAUCAACGCACCCCUGUAUAUCUGGGAGCUACUGCUGGCAUGAGACUUCUGAAAAUAACCAAUCCUGACAGAGCAUCUCAGGUUCUUCAAGAAGUCAAACAAAAAAUCAAAUCCUUUCCAUUCAGCUUUCGAGGAGCAGUAAUUUUGAGUGGUCAAGAAGAGGGGGUUUACGGUUGGGUCACUGUGAACUACCUCCUUGAAAACUUCAUAAAGUAUGGCUAUGUGGGCCGGUGGCUUAAACCUGGCAGAAAGACAGUCGGUGCGCUGGAUUUAGGUGGGGCGUCCACACAGAUCACCUUUGAGACCCCAGAGACAGUUGAAAAUGAGAGAAACCAUAUGACCUUGCGUCUCUACGGGCAAGAGUAUUCCCUCUACACACAUAGUUACCUGUGUUAUGGUAAAGAAGAGGCUCUCCGCAUGAUCCUGGCCUACCUGGUUACAUCACAGGGUAAUACUAGCAAAGUGUACCAUCCCUGCUACCCAUCUGACUUCACUGAUGUCUUCAAGCUGAAGGAAGUGUUUGACUCGCCUUGUGUGGUGUCAAGGAGACCCAAAACUUACGACCCUCAUUCGUGGAUCAGAGUGCAAGGCACCGGGGACUACCAAAGCUGCCUUGGCAACACUUCUGAAAUAUUUUCCUUCCACUUCUGCCCCUUUUCUCAGUGUUCCUUUAAUGGAGUUUUCCAGCCCAACAUCAGCGGGGGCUUCAUGGCCUUUUCUGCCUAUUUCUUCACUCACAGUUAUCUCCAGCAAAGUACAGGGAUAAAGAUCAGCACCUCUGCUCAACUACAGGAGGCUACACAGGCUAUGUGCAAUAUGACCAUAGAAGAGAUGACCAGGAAAUCCCCCCACUUGAAAAAAUACCUGAAGGAUUAUUGUGCAGUUGCAGUGUAUAUACAAGUGCUAAUGCUUAGGGGUUAUAGCUUUGAUGAACAUUCUUUCCAAAAUGUUGCUUUCCAGAAAAAGGCAGGUGAGGCCUCUGUGGGCUGGGCUCUGGGUUAUAUACUCAGUGUGAGCAGCCUUCUUCCAGAGGAACCUACCGGGAUCAGAAAGGGCUUGUGUCCUGCGGCAUGGAUCUGUUUGUUGAUUCUCCUAACCAUCCUCCUCACUGCCACCGUCUGUUACAUGGCUCUCCUAGUGAUCUGGAGGAAAAGGAGGAAUGGAGGUGUCUCAUAGCACACUGUUAUACAGUUAUUUUCUGUCUUGUUUUUCUGUUUGGGCAGGCUUAUCUUAAAAUAAGCUCCACAAUGAUGAUAUGUUUACAUGAAUAAUGCAUUCCUAUAUACUGUCUGUGAUAAUAUUGCAUCUAUUUUAACAGAAAGACAUUUGUUUGUUUUGCCACUGACAAAUAGUUACUGACAGAUAUGAUUUAUGUGCUGCAUCAAACCAUAUGAAAGUUAUACGAAAUUAAAUUCAUGAGACAAGACAUAAAUAAUACUAAAUGCUAUAAUAUAUAAACAUGAUUUUCCAUCUUUACUAUGGUAUACAACAUUUGAACACUGUAUUAUGGUUCCAUCACAGUUUUGUAAGUAAAAUUGUUACUAUUUCAAUAGA